Vitrella brassicaformis is the source of this 2859-nucleotide messenger RNA. Lineage: Eukaryota; Vitrellaceae. The record is from the annotation of a GenBank genome assembly.
CUUUCCCGAGGUGUAGGUGAGGGAAUCAUGCAAAGUGUGAUGUCAUAUCUCAAGUCCGUGUCGGACGCGACGCAAACCUCACUGGCCAACGCCUUGGCGGAGCUAGACCAUCCCCCUCCCCGCCCGCCGCGCUCCCCUCGCGGCCUCAUGGCCAUCCGCCCCUCACUGCUAGUCAUGGAGUAUCCAUCGGCACCGCUGCUCGGAUCUCUCAGCCAGCAGCUGAAUGAGCGGUAUCGGCACUCUUACCUGGUCAUCAACAUGAGCGAGCGCAAGUACGACACGAGCACGUUUGCUGGCGAGGUGCUCGAGGUGCAGUUCAGAGGCCUCCCCAGCCCGCCGCUGGGACUCAUGCUGGAGCUCUUCAUGUCUAUCACAGCAUGGUAGGGUAGCUCAUGCACUCGCACAUCAUGACACACACGAGUGUGUGAUGUGUUUGUGUGUGUCAUUGGCUCAUCCAGGUUGACGUCUGACGAGUCGAAUGUGGUGGUGGUUCACUGCUACAAGGGCUUCAGCAGGUCGGCAGUCUUCCUCUCAUGCUUCAUGGUGAGCCACGGAGGGGAGGGAUGGGUGCAGGGCAGCACAGCAAACGGUGCCUGGGUGUGUGUGUGUGUGUGUUCUAUAGGCGUGGUGUGGUUUGGUGAGCCAUCCGGUUGAUGGUCUUCAGGAGGUGUGUGAGAAGAUAGGGCUGGACGAGGAGCACCAGAUCCUCCCCUCACAGAAGAGAUACCUCACAUACUUUUACCAAAUACAAAACAACUUCAUGGUCAGUCUGUCUAUAGACACCACCACAUGCACCCACCAAGUUGAUUGCGUUGUGCACUUUUCUUCCUGCUGUGUGUGCGUGUGCGUGUCGUAUCUAUCAGCCCGACUACAGCCGUUUGUGUCUGCGGCGGGUGUUGCUCAACGGCAUCCCGCUCAUCGAGGCGCCCCCACUGCGGCUGCAGAGGCACGCACAGGACCGGCCGGCAUUCAGACCCUACAUAGAGGUCAGUAGGCUGACCCACCACACCACACGCUCACAAGACGAGCAACACCCGGAGCCUGUCCGUUCUUCCUCCUUCCAAUCAGGUGUGGCAGGCAGGCCAGCUUCUCUACUCGUCGCUACCAGACAAACAGCAGACGCAGCAGCAGCAGGCGUCAGAUGAGCAACAUCCGUCUGCCGAGCAGCAGGCGGAGGGUGACGCUGCCAGCGGUACAGCGGCUCCCAGAGAGGGGGAGGAGAGCCGUCACAGCGCUGCCGAUGCCCAUGCGGCUGAGUGCGACCUGCCAUGGUACUUCGAGAGCGACGGCACUGUAGCACUGGACAUCCCUGCCAAGCUGGCCGUGGCCGGUGAGAGGGAGAAAGGGUCCAUGUGUGUGUUAUGGAAGCAUGGAUGCAUCAAUGUGAUGCGUCUUCGGGUGUGUGUGUGUAGGCGACAUCCUGAUCCGAGUGCGCCACAUGGGGUCGAACGGGCAGAAGGUCUCUGUCUUGAGGGCGGCGUUCAACACGGCAUUCCUCCCUGGUAACAACAGAUCACAAAAGCAUCGGCCCACAGGCAUUCAAAUGUUUUCUCUCCCUCGCAAUGAUCAGAGGGUUGUCUGAAGCUGGGUCUGCACGAGCUGGACGGUGCCGCACACGAUCCCAGAUUCCCACAGGAUUUCUUCAUGGACAUCAUACUGGAGGUGCGACACGCUCACACCCCACACGCACCCGUGGUUUCGUCAUUCUGUCUGUUUGUGGUUCGUGUGGUGUGUAGAAGGCGACCAGUGUGGACGACCCGAGUGAGUCUGAGGACCUCCAGAAGCUAAAGGGUCUCUUCGUGGCCGCCAGGGAGAAGGCCGCUGCCAUGCGGGAGGGUCAGAAAACGAAAUGAAAAAGAGACACGGACACACAUGGGGCUUCCCAGUGAUAUGGUUCCCCUUUUUGUUUAGAGUUCGCUCGGCGUCGUUCUGAGGAUGAGCGGCGAGAGCGCGAGCCCCAAAUGAUGGCCGCGGCGGACCAGGAGUCCACCACCCAGCAGCAGCAGCAGCAGCAGCCAGACGCGCAGCCGCCCCCCCACCGUCCCCGCCCCCCUCCCUCUCCAGGAUCGACCAGCUCGUCUACGCCGCCCCCAGCACCAGCAGGAGCCCCAGACGAUAGACAGCCCGGCAGCAAGUGGGCCUUCCCGCCCAUCCUGUCGUCCUUCGACACGUCUAAGGCGGUGGAUCGGCUGCAUAGGCUGCAGGAGGGUGUGCGUGAGGGGCUCAAGGGUGCCGAGGAGCGCAUCAGGCAGGGCAAGGAGAUGGCCGAGCACCUCUCGGCCCACGUCCACUUCCCCACCUUCCACUUGCCGCAGAUCGGGGGGCAGCAGCAGCAGCAGCAGCAGGAGCCCGACCAAGGUGACGCGAGAGAGAAGGAGAAGAGGAAGCUGCCGUCAUUCGGCGGCGAGGAGGUGGAGGAGUUCAGUGUGUCGUGGGACGAUGAAGCCGCAGCCAGAGCAGAACCGCAGACAGCCGGCCAGCCAGAGCAACCAGAGGUCCCCGCUGCUGCAGAGACCGCCGAGCAAGAGAAGAGGCCUGCUGCUGCUGCUGCCGAGCAUCCAUCGGAAGCGACUGGCGAGGCGCCCUUGUUGGUGCCGUAUGGUGUAGGCGUAGAGGGUGCGAGCGCGGGUGCGGAUGCCUCUGGUGUGGGCGGUGGUGGGGCAGAUGAAGAGGAGGAGGUAGCGUGGGAUUGACAUGGAUCGACGGUGGGUGUGUGGUGCCAUGCCACCUCACCUCAGUGGGUGUAGGGGUGUGGUGGUGACGUAGCUGGCUGGAGUGGCCUUGGUGCGUGGGGCAGACUCCGGGUCCGGUCCGUGUGUGUGUGGGUUGUAUGGAGGGGCGUGAUUACUGACUGAAUGG